This is a messenger RNA of Pneumocystis jirovecii RU7, 948 nucleotides long. RefSeq lists its product as uncharacterized. The record is from RefSeq and is a predicted model, not a curated record. The transcript has a single exon. NCBI's taxonomy places the organism in Eukaryota, Fungi, Ascomycota, Pneumocystomycetes, Pneumocystales, Pneumocystaceae. The coding region runs from base 1 to 948 and encodes 315 amino acids.
AUGUCAGAAAAUGAAACAUUUACUAAAAGAUCAAAUGUUUCGUUUUCUAAAGCAGAUAUUUUUGAACAGAAAGAAGCUACUUUACAUGAAAAUUUAUUGUCUCAAGUAGAACAAAAUGAAUUACGUGUUAAAUCUGAAAACGAUGUAAAAAGUUUAUUGGAUAAGCACUCAAGUCAGCUAUUUGCUGGAGAAAAUAUUACUACACCAAAACGAACAUUACAUGGACCAUCUUCUUCAAGAUCAAACCGAAGUCUUUUAUUAUCUUUUAAUACACCACAAACAUCUUUUUUUACAUCAGAUAUGAUAUUACCACCUCUUCCUCCAUCUACGCCUACGGAAGCUCAAAAACUUUUAUUAGAUAUGAGUCCAGAACCUGUUUUCAUGACACCAAGAAGUAUUCCAAAGUAUACAUUACAUGAUCUUGAGAAAGAAAGGUCAAAAUUGCGUACAGAAAUUAUUAAUCUUGAAUCUCAAUUGCGAGGUCGGGAUGCAGAGAUUAAUGAGCUUCGUAAUCAUGUUGCAAAUAUUGAAAAUACAAUUUCUAUAUUAGAACAUGAAAAAAAUGAUCUUAUUACUUCAUGGGAAGAAGAGAGACUUCAAUUGGAGUCUAGAAGUUCGAUGUCGUUAUCUACUGACUCGAAAACUACUGCACCUGCUAUUGAUCAAGCAAUAUUAGCAGAACUAGAAACUAAACAUCAAGAACAAUUGACUGUUUUAGCAAACGAUUUGCAUUAUCAAUAUUCACAAAAGCAUCAUCAAAAAGUUCAAGCACUUAAAGCAAAUUAUGAAAAAAAAUAUGAAGCUAAGAUUAUUGCACUUGAAGGAAAGAUAGAAGAAAUGAGGAAAAUGCUACAAAAUGAGCAGAAAGAAAAAAGAGAAAUUAUUGCGAUGAGUGAAGAAUUAAUGAGAGUAAUGGAAGAGCAACGAGAAAAAGAGCAAAAGAAUUAG